AUGGCAGGAGACACAGAGUACUACAAGCAGGCGGUGGAGGAGUACGCGGCGCUCAAGCAGGACACGGACCCGGAGGAGUGGGACAGGCGGAUCGCGCAGACGGGCUGCUACGUCGAGAAUAUGGCGCUGCAGCUGUGCCACGCGGAGACCGGGGACUGGCGGGCGUGCGCGGCGGACAUGGCGCGGUUCAAGGCGUGCUGGGCGGCGCAGGGCAACCGCGAGCGCGUGCGCACGGUGGACCGGUGA
Molecule: messenger RNA, 246 nt
Organism: Eremothecium gossypii ATCC 10895
Lineage: Eukaryota; Fungi; Ascomycota; Saccharomycetes; Saccharomycetales; Saccharomycetaceae
Gene: COA4
Product: Coa4p
Exons: 1
Coding region: 1-246 (81 amino acids)
Biological process (GO): mitochondrial respiratory chain complex IV assembly
Cellular component (GO): mitochondrial intermembrane space
Source: RefSeq, marked provisional